Molecule: messenger RNA, 1239 nt
Organism: Scatophagus argus
Lineage: Eukaryota; Metazoa; Chordata; Actinopteri; Scatophagidae
Gene: rasd2b
Product: dexamethasone-induced Ras-related protein 1
Exons: 2
Coding region: 1-1149 (382 amino acids)
Molecular function (GO): GTPase activity; GTP binding
Source: RefSeq, a predicted model, not a curated record
AUGGAAAUGAGCAGCAUGUCCUCUGGCGCACAGACCACCUCCAUCCCUGUUUCACACCAGCGCAACUGCUCCUCCAUCGAUGCUCCCCAGUUUCGUGGCAGUAUGGACGGACAGUCCUCCAAAGUAUUACUGGCUUACAAAAACGCGUCGCAGCACCUGAGUUCGUCAGGACUUAAAGCAGGCUUGGGGUUACUUAAAGUGGCCACGUCUCAAUGGAAGCAAGAAAAGAAGACGCGCGCAGAGGCAACCGUAAGGCAACUGGCAACCAAUGGCAGCCAUCCUUGCAAGAGAUCGCCUCUGGAUCAGCUGGCAUCUCUGGUUCUCCACGGUCAGACCCGGCAGCGCCACAUUGGCCAAGACCCCCUUUACUCCACCAAGCCACAGAACUGCAAACGCAUCGUGGUUCUUGGUGCGCCAAGGGUCGGCAAGACCUCCAUCCUGAGAAGAUACCUUCGGGACGGGUUUGUGGAGGAGUACAAUCCCACCUCUGAGGAUUUCCUCAGGAAACUGUUUCGUAUCCGCGGAGAGGCGUACCAAAUUGACAUCCUUGACGCGUCCAGGGAAAGGGAUUUCCCAGCAAAGCGGCGGUUGUCUAUCCUCACUGGGGACAUUUUUCUUCUAGUAUUUAGCCUUGAUGACCGGAGCUCUUUCCAAGAGGUUUGCGCCCUGCGAAAGGAAAUUCUGGCUGCUAAAUCCAAGCUCACCAAAUUCCCUGUGCCAGAGCAGUGUGCACAGCUGCACGUUCCCCUCGUAGUCUGCGCCAACAAGGUGGAUCUGCUGGAGACUGAGAGAGAAGUAUCGAAGGCAGAGGUGCUGCGAGCCCUCGGUGAUGACUGCGCCUAUUUUGAGACGUCUGCAAAGGACAGCACGAAUCUAGAGAAAGUUUUCGAAACUUUGGCAAAGCGAGGCGGGCUUCCGACUGAAACUGGGCCGUCUCAGCACCGCAAAGUCUCCCUCCGUUCAUACCAGGCAUUGCGGACAGGCCGUGUGCCAGGUAAGGGGAGCCAGACGCCGGGACGCGAUGAUCCCUGUGGCGCCCUGUAUCCGCUGGCCCGUCGGCCGAGUUUUAGCACGGAUCUCCGACAAGUGACUGGGCUACAUUCGGCAAGAAAGGCCGGCAAAGCAGUGGAAAAAUGUCAGAUACAGUGAGAGACAUCUAGACUAUGAGACCUGGUGUUACAGAGCGAAUAAAACAACGAAUAUAAAUCUGUAUUCCUUUCAGGACAAUGUAUUAUCAUU